AUGCCUUAUAAAGAUAGAGAGAAGCAACGAGAAGCGGUAAGAAAAAGCGUUCAGAAGUUAAGAGAGAAACAAAAAGGUAUUACGCAAACUGGUAAUACCUUAAAGUCCGGAAUGAUAACUCAAUUAACUCCGUCUGAGGUUAAAGAAAAUUUUUCCGAGUUAGAAAAGAGGCUAGAAAUUCUGACCUCAGAAAUUAAAAACUUGCGGGAAGAAAAUUUGUUCUUUCAUUACGAAAUUAGCGAGUUUUUAAAAACUCUUCCUAAAAUUAGUUUUUCGCCCAAUAGAGCGAAAACAAAGAGCGAAAUUAAAAAUUUAUCACCAGAAAAAGAAAAAUUAAAAGAAGUUUUUAUUCUCAACUCC
Molecule: messenger RNA, 360 nt
Organism: Racocetra fulgida
Lineage: Eukaryota; Fungi; Glomeromycota; Glomeromycetes; Diversisporales; Gigasporaceae
Source: the annotation of a GenBank genome assembly